GAAGGCGAGACAGACGGACAGACGGACGGAGAAAGAGAGGCUUGCGCAAGGAAGGAGGGAGGGAUGCUCCGGGCGCCGCUUCCAGAUCGCUAAGGAGGUGGCCCAGAAGGAGCAGCCUCCAUGAGCUCCAAGAUCGGGGCCCUGGUGCCUCGCAGCCCGGCCUUGAUGAACCAACAACCGCCGCCGCCGCCGCCGCCGCCGCCUUCCUCAGCCCUGGAGUCGUCCACCACCACCCUCUCCAACGGCAACAGCGGCAACGCGGGCAACAGCGGCAGCGACGGGGGCGCCUCGUCCACGCCCGCGCCCUCCUCCUCCAAAGCCAAGAAAGCCAGCUCGGGGCUCCGCCGCCCGGAGAAGCCGCCCUACUCCUACAUCGCGCUGAUCGUGAUGGCCAUUCAGAGCUCGCCGUCCAAGCGGCUGACGCUGAGCGAGAUCUACCAGUUCCUGCAGGCGCGCUUCCCUUUCUUCCGCGGCGCCUACCAAGGCUGGAAGAACUCGGUGCGGCACAACCUCUCGCUCAACGAGUGCUUCAUCAAGCUGCCCAAAGGCCUGGGCCGGCCCGGGAAAGGCCACUACUGGACCAUCGACCCGGCCAGCGAGUUCAUGUUCGAGGAAGGCUCCUUCCGACGACGCCCGCGGGGCUUCCGAAGGAAAUGCCAGGCGCUCAAGCCCACCAUGUACCACCGCAUGGUCAACGGCCUGGGCUUCCUCCCGCAGGGCUUCGACUUCCAGGCGCCGCCGGCCGCCCCGCUGGGCUGCCACCCCAACGGCUACAACCCGCUGGAGGUCAUGCAGGCCGGCGCCGCCUACGAGGCCCACCACGUCCCGCACAUGUCGCCCAACCCGGGCUCCACGUACAUGGCCAGCUGCCCGGUGCCCUCCAACGGCGCCGACUACGGGCCGGACAGCAGCAGCAGCCCCGUGCCCUCCUCGCCGGCCAUGGCCAGCGCCAUCGAGUGCCAUUCACCCUACGGCAGUCCCGGGGGCCACUGGACCUCCUCGGGGGCCUCCCCUUAUCUCAAGCAGCAGACCCUGCCGCCGCCGCCGCCGCCCGCCGCCGCCGCGGCCCCCGCGGGCAUCCACUCGGGAAUGGCCUCCUACUCGCUGGAACAAAGCUACCUGCAUCAAAACGGAAGGGAAGACCUCGCAGUGGGAUUGCCGCGCUACCAGCAUCACCCCUCGCCGGUCUGCGACAGAAAAGAUUUCGUCCUCAACUUCAACGGCAUCUCUUCCUUCCACCCCUCGGCCAGCAGCUCUUAUUAUCACCACCACCACCACCACCAAAGCGUCUGUCAAGACAUCAAGCCCUGUGUGAUGUGAACAUGGACUGGGAAGGCCGGAUCCGAAGAAGCGGGAAAGCGGGGGGGCGCAGGCGGAUUUGCGCAGCAGCUGCUCUCUCUGCGCAAGUGCAGUCCACUCAAACCACACGACGUAAGGAGACCACCUAGCUGAUCCCUCCCGGCUUUACAUACAUCUUUCGGGUUUGCUGUAUGUGAAGCGCGAUCCUAAGCAUGUUUAGUUUGGCAGUAUGCUCCACUAUAGUUAGAGAAGGUGCGCAGCCGCGCAGCCCGAUCCUAUGCACUCCUACCAAGCUUUACCCUCCCCAUCCAAAAAAAGGUGUAUCCAAACUUGAAGCCCUACGCAGGCUCGUCUGCUCAUAAGCAAGUUUUAAUCAGCGGGGCUUAAACCUAGAUAAUAUAUAGGAAUUGAGUCUGCCCUGAGCAAGAACAGACCCCAAUCCCCAGGCGCGCGCAAACAGUGGAGCGAACUUCAGUUGAACUGGAUGGGACUUUCUUCCAGGAAAAGCCUGCUUGGGAUCGCGCUGCGUACAAAGUCCAAGGUAGCGUCCCCUUUAAUCUGUGGAAAGCUUGUUACCAGGGUCAUCUAGGUUCAGAAUAAAACAGCCAUAUUCCGUUGAUAGCCAAUUCUUUAAGAUGAUGAAUAAAAUGUGUGUUUUAUUUGUUUUAUUUGUUUUUAACUCACGUUGCCUUAUCUGGAAAAAUAGAUAUGGGCUGGAUCCAGACUCGAUCAGACCCAUCUCCAUCCAACCCCCUAGGAAACUUCUGUUAAACAACAACUUGGGUUGGGAUUUGCCAUCUAGCCAGUUACACAGAAUUCUUCCUUUAAAAAAAAAAAGAGAAAAGGACUCACUCUUUUAAGCCUGACAGAUUCUGUAUAAGUAAACGACGUCCUGCGGGAGUUCAGGCCAGGUCACAAUCUAGUGAGAGUUAAGCACUUUUGAUCCCAUUGAUACCUACGGGAGUCUUGCGAAGAUGUGUGCUUUGCCUCCGGAGCUCAUGCAUUUUCAAGCAAAGUUAAAGUCCGGCUGAACUUAAAGAUUUCCCGAGUAAGUCCCUUGAAGGGUACACGAGCCUCGAACACUUGAAAGAUUAUCUCAUUUAUUGGGGUGUUAACUUUCCUCCUUUCCUACCAGAUUCUCUCAGUGAAAUUAAUAAGGCAAAAAAGUGGCUUAACUUUAACUGGAUCCUACCCCAAUGUUUUUUUAAAAUCUUCUUCCAACAAAAAAGUCAGUUUUGAGGGCAUUGAAAGAAACGAAGAGGGAAGAUGAAAAAGAAAAGAAAAGGAGAAACUGGUGUUUCUCUUUCCUCUUUUUCCAAAUCUUCCCGCUGCUUUCUCCCUAGAGGUUAAGGUUUCAGCCUUAAACGUCUCCUCCCUGCCAACGACGGACUCCAUUCAGCAGCACCAACCAGUAUUAUUAAAUAAGCAUUGUUUUAGAUUUCUGGGAUAUGUGUGUGUGCGUGCGUGUGUGUGUAUGUGUGUGUGUGCCCACGCUUCCAGAAAAUUCCCGGAUUCGGUUCCUUCGCUUUUGUUUCCUUCUCCACAGUACCACGUUUGAGGUUAGUUUGUUUUCUUUCCUUUUUUUAAAAUCCAACAAAAAAGUGUUUAUAUCACAAUCUUUAAAAAAAAUAUUUGAAAUAAAUCUUGUGUAUACUCACACACUAUCGCUUUUAAACCGGAGAUUAUAAUUUGCACUUAUGUAUAACGUUUGUCGGUUCGUCCAAAUAUUGUGAUGUACAAAGUUUUUGGGGUGGG
This is a messenger RNA of Pogona vitticeps (central bearded dragon), 3054 nucleotides long. The record is from RefSeq and is a predicted model, not a curated record. Lineage: Eukaryota; Metazoa; Chordata; Lepidosauria; Squamata; Agamidae.